This is a messenger RNA of Bactrocera dorsalis (oriental fruit fly), 528 nucleotides long. RefSeq lists its product as uncharacterized. NCBI's taxonomy places the organism in Eukaryota, Metazoa, Arthropoda, Insecta, Diptera, Tephritidae. The transcript is spliced from 2 exons. The coding region runs from base 76 to 420 and encodes 114 amino acids. The record is from RefSeq and is a predicted model, not a curated record.
AGGCAACUAUGCUAUAUAAGUCUAGAGAAUUCGGUGUAGAGUCAGUGAUUUGACAAAGUUCUUUUGAUUGAGAAGAUGAAAUUCUUUACGGUAUUAUUCUUUAUCGUUUUCGCGGUCGUCCUAGUUAAUGGACAACGCCGAUCUGGAAGACGAGGACCUGGUGGACUAGUUGGAAGACUCGCAGGAGGUCCUGGAGGAUUUGGUGCUUCUGCAAGAGUUGGCGGACGUCCACCAUUUGGUGGUCCAGGCAGACCUCAUGGUCCUCGUCCUUGUCAACCACGACCUCAACCAUCAUCUUCAUCUGUAGCACCUGACGCUUCAUCUGUUGCACCUGAAUCUUCAUCUGUUGCAUCUGAAUCUUCAUCUGUUGCAUCUGAAUCUUCAUCUGUUGCACCUGAAUCUUCAUCUGUCUCUGCAUAAAGAUUUGUUGGCAGCGUCAAUUGUUAUAAACAAAACUAAUGCAGAUUAAUUAGAUUAAAUGAAAUUAACUAAAUUGAAAACUAAAUACAUAUUUAUUUACCCGCUUAG